UUCUAGUAUUGUGUUACCAUUCAAUAAAUUAAAUCACAUCACAUCAUACUGUUUUGUUAACAUGCAGGUUUUGUUGUUUUAUUCUUUCCAAAAACCUGUUCUAUUAAAAAGACUUCAGAUUGGCAGAAAAAAUGGGUGAGGGCCAAAGAGAUCCUCUGCCCACACAUCAUUGGAGAUUCACCAUUUAGAAUUUUCUUGAAACAUACAAGACAGAAAAUUGUGCUUUGCCUCUGCUGCCACAGUUUGUAUCAUGUUUUUGAGAACUAUGAUUAUUCUGUCCCUAGGUUUGUUGCUAACAUCACCUUUUAUGUGGUAACAUACUGCCAUCUAGUGGCCAAGUUAGGUAUCGUUGUUAAUUGUCAGUAAGUUACGUUCUGUGUAGUCGGUGUGCAAACGGUAAAAGAGGGAGAAAGACGUGCUGUUUCUGUUGCUCGCGUAUGCACUUGAUACAGGACAAUCUGUGUGUCUUGCCAUUUACAAGAUGUCUGGGUUCCGACAUUUUCUCUUGAGCUUCGGUAUUUUAGGAUACGUCUUCUUCCAGGGUUUGUGGGCUUGGCAUGUAAGGAUGCCGAGGAAUAUCAAAGCAUUGUCGGGUUCCUGCCUUGUCAUCCCUUGCACCUUUGACUACUACCAAUAUCCGCCUCGCAGACCAAAUCGUGUGGUUUGGUAUCAGUACCAAAGCCACGGAUAUCCCAUAGUUCAUGACAGUUGGUACAAUGCUGAUGCCAUUAGCAUAUUUAGAGGAAAAACGCGUGUUUUUCCUCAAAACUUCAAGACGUGCAGUCUUGAAAUCGAUCCAGUGAAUCAGCAUCACCACCAACAGAAGAUUUACCCUUGGGUAGAUCCAGAGAACGUUGGGAAGACCACCUACAGAUUCUUUGAUACAACUGUGACAAUUGAAGUAGUGGACAGGGCAGAGAGCCCAACAAUUAUGAUCUCUGGAAGCAUGAAGGUUGGACAGUCUUUGACCGUGCAGUGCUCUGUUUAUCACACCUGUCCCACUUAUCCACCAACUAUGAGUGUCAACAUCCCAGGGCAAAAGCGACGUAUCACACAUGAAUCCAUGCCUGAUGGCACAUCCAGAACCACCUUGACCACCACAUUGAACAUAGAAAGGGAUCAACAAACUGUGGAGUGCUCCGCACGACACUGGGGCGGUCUCACUGCAAGAGUAACUGAAACCUUCACUGCAGAAUGCUCCUUUCUCCCCUUGACUAUCAGUCAGACUUCCGACGAAUUUCUUGAGGGACAGCCAAGAACAGUAACCUGCACUGCCUCAUUUACGUGCCCCAAAAGCAUACCAACUCUCACGUGGAACUAUGGUAACAUGCCAACCACCACUGAAAACGGCAAGAGUGGAAUCGCUGGCUGGAGGACUGUCUCCACUCUGACAUUCACAGCAUCAUCCAAUGACCACGGACGAUCCCUUACAUGCUAUGCACGAUUGAUUGGGGGGCAGAGGCUGGAAAAGAGCAUCACCUUACGUGUAAAGAGAAACAUGCUCUCUCGCGGCUGGUCUUUCACCACGCCCAACAGUAUCACUGGCAUGAGAGGCUCAUGUAUUGUCAUUCCUUGCACGUUCACCUACAGUAUCUCCCAGCCCUCAGACCUCGAAGUUGUAUGGUACUUGUACCAAAGUAAUGGGUACCCGUCUGUCUAUGAAGAAGGAAGGAAUGUUAUUAGGAAAUAUCAGAAGUUAACUAGCUUGAUUGCAUCUGUGCAGGAGAAUAAUUGUAGUCUUAAGAUCGAAAGGCUUGACAUGUCACACAACCAGGACAGACUAUACCCAUGGGUAGACAAGAACCCUAUCACCUCGUACCACAACCUGGGUCACUCGUUUUACGACAAAACCUGUCAACUUAUUGUUUCAGAUGAAGCACAGGAACCGCAGAUGAGCAUCAUUGGUAUCCCCAGGGUGGGAGAGGAGAGCACAUUAACCUGCAGUGUGCGCCAUACAUGUGCGUCUGCUCCCCCCAAACUGACCCUAAAUGGUAAACCUGCAACAGACGUAAGGGACACUCUAGUAUCUGAUUGGAUUUGGGAAAGGACUGCUGAGCAUACAUGGGCUGUAAAAGAGGAGGACCAGAGUGUGAGAUGCACUGUGAAGUACCGUGGUGGCCAGGAAGCCACAAGUGAGCUCAAGCUAAAUGUUGAAUGUCCAUAUGACCAAAUCACAAUGACUGAGCGGCUAAUCGAAGCGAGAGAGGGCGUGGCGAAGAAUGUCAUUUGUUCUGUUUCCCACAAGUGUAAGAAAGAUACACCAAGCUUUGUGUGGAAUUUUAAAGACAUGCAGAGUGCGCUCCAAACCAAACGGAUCUCUGGUAACACCUAUGAGACAUUGUCAACUCUAACCUUCAUUGGUUCUCUUGUGGACAAUCGUAAAACUCUGACGUGCACUGCUAUAUUUCUUACUGGGAAGACUUCAGACUCUGCAAUCCUUCACAUAAAAAAUAAAGCACAGGAACCACAGUUGAGCAUCCUUGGUAUCCCCAGGGUGGGCGAGGAGAGCACAAUAAAUUGCAGUGUUCGCCAUACAUGGGGCUCUGCUUUCCCAAGCCUGACCCUAUAUGGCAUACCUGGAACAGAUAUCAGCAGGAACAUUCAAGUAUCUGAUGGGAUUUGGGAAAAGACUGCUGAGCGUACUUGGGCUGUAAAGGAGGAGGACCAGAGUGUGAGGUGUACUGUGAAGUACCUUGAUGGCCAGGAAGCCACAAGCAAGCUCAAGCUAAAUGUUGAAUGUCCAUAUGACCAAAUCACAAUGACCGAGCAGGUAAUCGAGGCGACGGAGGGAGUGGCAAAGAGUGUCAUUUGUUCUGUUUCCUACAAGUGUAAGAAAAAUACACCAAGCUUUGUGUGGAAUUUUGAAGACAUGCAGAGUUCGCUCCAAACCAAACAGAUCUCCGGCAACACCACCUAUGAGACAGUGUCAAAUCUAACCUUUAUUGGUUCUCUUGGGGACAAUGGUGAGCCUCUGACCUGCACUGCUAGAUUUCUUACUGGGAAGACUUCAAAAUCUGCAAUCCUUCUUGUAAAAAAAUAUGUGAGACCAAUUGAUCCAUAUGAAAAUGACAGACUCUACGUUCAGGAUGCUACCGUCCCUUUCAAAUUCAAUGCACUGACCCGCUCCUGCGUGGUGAUUCCCUGCAGCGUCCCGUACCAAGAAGUGCAUUACACACGUGGCAUCUGGUCCAAAAAGACUGGGGAUACCAUCUACCAUAAUGCCCAGAGCAAAGUGAUUGACCAUUUCAAGGGCCGCACCAAAAUAACUGGAGAUCUGACAAACGGAGACUGCUCGUUAGAGAUUGAUGACAUCAAGCCUUUUGACAACGGGCCCUUUUGUUUCUAUGCAGAGAUAGGACAUGAGAGACACAAGUUUAACAAUAGCUGUGUGUUUAUUGUUAUGAAAGCAUCCCCAGAAAAACCUGUGAUGACCCCAGUUCCAGCAGAAGUGGAUGCAGGCUUUACAAUUAAUGUCUCGUGCUCUGUGAUCCACACAUGUGUGUCACAUCCUCCAGUGUUCUCAUGGAGUGUCCCCAUCAUCACCAGCAAGGUCAAAAACACCAUGAUGACAAUGGGCGUGUGGGAGAUGACAUCCACAAUCACUUUCAUCGCUGCUGGAGGAGACGGAGUCAUAAACCUUACCUGUACCGCCAUCUCCUGGCGUGACAAGCAACGAGCUAGCACAGUCCAGCUGACUGUGAAGGGAUCAAGCUCUUGGCCAGUGGUUGUUGCAGUGUCAGCUCUAUCCCUGAUUGUAAUCAUCAUAGCUGCAGUGAUUGGAGUCGUCUUCUUUAGGAGAAGAAGGCGUCCCAACAACUCACUGACAACACCGCCUCGUCCUGAGAAAAGGAGAUCUCUAUGGGAUAGGGUAUCCAGGAGAAACCCUGAGAACAGGGAUAGACCUCCCAGGCCGGAAAAAAGGGGGUCCAUUUGGAGACGAUUUUCUCGAAACAAAGGCAACACGGCGAACCACAGUGUUGGCUAUUUAAACAACAGCACCAGUGUGAGCUGGGACUUCAAACAACGCUGUCCAUCUCCAAAGGAUAACCGGAGACCUCUUCAUUCUGGCAGGCCUUAAAACAAGGGUGACAAUGAGUAUGGCAACUGUUGAGUUCUUCAACAAAUCGAGGAAGAAAUCUUGUGUUCUUCCAGGAUUUUGUUGCUGUUUUAUUUUACAUUCAUAAGUAUUCUUUGCAGUAUAUAUAACUUUUUACAUUAUGUUUGUUUUUUUACUUCAUUUAGAGAAAGUGUAUCCGCUGGCAAUUAACUGAAUUUGUACAUCAGGUAAAUAAUAACAAUAAAAACUAUUUGCCAAGUUGCA
Molecule: messenger RNA, 4321 nt
Organism: Eleginops maclovinus (Patagonian blennie)
Lineage: Eukaryota; Metazoa; Chordata; Actinopteri; Perciformes; Eleginopidae
Exons: 22
Coding region: 482-4078 (1198 amino acids)
Source: RefSeq, a predicted model, not a curated record